CGGAGCCGGAGCGUGAUGCAGCGGGCGCGCGGGCUGCGGGCCGAGGCCGACGCGCCCGAGGAGGAAGCGGAGGAGGCGGCGGAGGAGGAGGAGGCCAUGGCGGCCGUGGCGGCGGCGGCGGGCGGCGCGGGCGCGGCCGUCCUGCAGGUGGCCGGCCUCUACUGGGGGCUGUGCGCCGUGCGCAGCCGCGCCCUGGGCCUGGGGCUCGUGUGCCCCGCGCAGCUGCGCGUGUUCCCGGUGCGCCGCGGCUCGGGCGGGCCCGCGGGGGGCGCCGACGGCAGCCGGGCCGGGGCCGAGCUCGAGGCCAACCCCUUCUACGACCGCUACCGCGACAAGAUCCAGCAGCUGCGCAGGUCUGACCCAGCUGUUUUUGAGUCCCGACUGGAGAAGCGCAUUGAGUUUCGAAAGCAGCCAGUGGGGCACUCCAGGCAAGGUGACUUUAUCAAAUGUGUGGAACAGAAGACAGACACCUUGGGGAAACAGCCUCUGAGAAGAGGAUUCACUAAGGACAAGACUCUCAGUUCAAUCUUUAACAUUGAGAUGGUGAAAGACAAAACUGCAGAAGAAAUAAAACAGAUUUGGCAGCAGUAUUUUGCAGCAAAAGAUACAGUCUACGCAGUUAUUCCUGAAGAGAAGUUUGAUUUGAUCUGGAACCGGGCUCAGUCCUGUCCAACAUUUCUCUGUGCACUGCCGAGAAGGGAAGGCUAUGAGUUCUUUGUAGGACAGUGGACAGGUGCUGAGCUCCACUUCACUGCACUUAUAAAUAUUCAGACCCGAGGGGAAGCUGCAGCCAGCCAGCUGAUUUUAUAUCACUACCCUGAACUUAAGGAAGAGAAGGGCAUAGUGCUGAUGACAGCAGAAAUGGAUUCCACAUUUCUGAACGUUGCUGAGGCACAGUGCAUUGCCAACCAAGUUCAGCUCUUCUAUGCCACCGAUCGGAAAGAGACCUACGCUUUAGUGGAGACCUUUAACUUCAGACCGAAUGAGUUCAAAUAUAUGUCUGUCAUCGCUGAAUUGGAGCAAAGCGGACUUGGUGCAGAACUGAAAUGUGCCCAGAACCAGCAUAAGACUUAGAGCUGUAGGGGUUGGCUUAUAGAGUCUGCUCAGCCCUGGAUAGUCUAGAGCCCACACACCGCCUUGAACUCUUGGGAGCUCAGCAUCUAUACUCAGCAGUCUCUAAUGAGUCUCUUAUUGCAAGAAGCAACAUGGAGAUGAGCCCUAUUACUUGAUAUUCAGGAAUGAAGUACCCAAACAUUCUGAUAAUUAUCUCCCAGCAUACUUGAGGUUUCAUUUUUAAGUGUUUGAGGUCAUAACCAGAGACAGCCAAGGAUCUGCAGGAUGUUUGACUUGAUUUUACACAGUAUAACAGUGCAUUUGCAUUCUGACCAUUUUGACUACACAGCUCCCAAAUGAUUAGGUCCUUAUCUUUAUAAACUUGUGACAGGAUAAUAAGCUUGAAGACCUGCUAUAGUUAGAUGUAGGCUUUACAUCCUCUUCCCUUGUACCACUUGGCUGGCCAAAGGCACAACACAAAUAUCCUAUUUAGACUCCAGAACAAGCACAUAUUGCCAUCAGGAUUAAGACUUUAUCUAGAUGCCCCCAGAGUUGCCUUUAAUGUAGCUGGUUUAGAGUAUCAGUAGAUUUCAGGUAUAGUUAAACACACAGGUAUGGUGCCUGCAUAUUUUUUAAGCCAUAGUUUGUGGCACCUGCUCCUCCAAUUCUGCCUAUUAGAAGCUAUGUAUUUGGAGGGGGUGAAUCAGUGCAGAGUAAAUAAAUCAACACUUUUCCAAGCAGAGGAUCAAUCCAGAUUUGCAUGUUUGUUUGUUUGUUUUAAACAACUCUAAGCCGUGCCAGUAUGAUAUGAAAAUGUGGGUGGAUUCAAAUGUUCCCAGAUUGGAUAUGGGGAAAAUGUAGCAAUAAAAUAAGCCUGACUUACAAUCUUUGCUAUGAUAAAUAGUGAAAUCUAAGCUAUGUGCUGUCCAUAGUGUCAGUGCUGUGGCUGAUUUGAUCAAAACUCAUCUUUGGACUCAGCAGUUACUUGAAACGUCAAAAAUAAGAAAGGAGCUCUCCAGUGCUGAAAACUCACGUUUGGUUUGUAGUGUCACUGUUGUGUCUCCAAGCUCAGUGAGAGAAGAUGGUGGUGGUUGCAUGCCAGGCUUCUGGACCCGAGGCCUCACGGGCCCCCAGUAUUGCUGUCAACUGCCUGUACUACACCUUUCCUUUUCUUCAUCUGGCGUGCUCCACUUUGCUGCUUCUGCCCAAGAUCUGGGUUAUGACACUGAAUAUGGUGAGUGGGAAUGUGACCAGUACUUGCAGUUUGUGUGUGUAUGUUUGUUUUCUUUGUUACAGAAGAAUUUUUAUAGGUUGGGCCUGUCCCCAAGCUCUUUAAAUGGGAUUGCACUUCCCAUUAUUUUUUGAGCUGUGUCUAUUUUGUUGUACUUCUGAGUCUGUGUGUAGAAAGAGAUAGUGUUUGUUUAACCUGGAAAAGCUGCUGGCCUUUCACAACUUCUCUGAAGGUUGAGCCAUUUCCUAAUGCAAAUUCUGGACCUAACUCUGGUCCUGACAGUUCAUUUUUUGAGAAACUUGAGUCUGAAUGUUUUGAGUCCCAGGAAUCUUUGACGUCAGGUGGAGUUACUUUCGUGAGUACGUUUGCUUUUCCCUCCAGAUGGACCCAGUUCUUAACCAUGGUACAUUUGCAUAACACCUCCACCAGAGGAUGAGAAAAUGAUGGGAAAAGAAAGAAGAACUGGUUGCUCAUUUUGUUGUUUCUCCCAGCUUUGCCCUAAAUCCCCACUUAGCAAAGAAGGAUGUAUCCAUUGUCAGUUACAUUGGACGUGAUCAAGGUAUCAUCUGGCUGUUCUUUACAUUUACCUGAUGAGAUCUGGCAAAGAACUAAAAGAAAAUUGUAACAUUCAUCAGUAAAUUUGUGCCCUGGUGCCAGAUGGUGUUACAGAAAGUGGACAGUCUUUAGAGUUAAGCGAAUCUGGGUUCAUUGUUGGGAUUCAUUAGCUCUAUAAUGUUGAACAAAUUAUUUAAACUCUCUAAUUCUGUUUCUUCAUCUGUAAAAUGGGGAUAAUAUCUACCUCACAGGAUUAUUGUAAGAAUUAAAUUAACUUAAAUAUAGAUUAAAGUAGAGCUUAGUAAACGCCUGCUCUCUUCCUCUUCUCUACUUCCCCUUCCUUUCAUUAAAGACCAACACAAAUUAGCAUUUCAGAUGUGCAGAUCAUUCUUCAUUCAAGUUUAAAAAGCAAACCUUAUCUCACAGGUUCUCGCACUUUAAGUUGCAGUAGAAUUACACAGAGCACUUGAAAUGCAGAUUCCCAGGCCCCAAAUCCCCAACCUGCUGAAUCUUAAUCUUUGCUGAAGGUGCUGGGAAUCUAAAUUUUAAUAUGUGCUCCAGGUGAUUCUGAUGUGGAUAAUUAGCCAGCCAUACUUUGAGAACCAUUGCCUUAUCUAUUCUUCACCAAAAAAAAUGCCCAUUAGCCAAUGGGUAAUGUGGACAUUAACCACAGGAUCAGAUUCCCCUGCUGCUUGCCUCCCAUAGUUGGUCCCCUUUGCAUCCUCUCCAUUAUAUUUAUUUAUGUAUGCGUCUUUUUUCCCCACUAGACUGUGAGCUCCUUGAGGGCCAGGGUUUAUCUUCAUUCACAGUGCCAAGGAUAUGGCCUAGAACAUAGAAGAUGCUCAGUUGUUUGUUGAAUAAAUAAAUGACAUGGAUUUUAGCCAAAACGUUA
This is a messenger RNA of Equus caballus (horse), 3731 nucleotides long. RefSeq names its product ATP synthase mitochondrial F1 complex assembly factor 1 (gene ATPAF1). The record is from RefSeq and is a predicted model, not a curated record. NCBI's taxonomy places the organism in Eukaryota, Metazoa, Chordata, Mammalia, Perissodactyla, Equidae. Gene Ontology annotation, biological process: mitochondrial proton-transporting ATP synthase complex assembly. Gene Ontology annotation, cellular component: mitochondrion.